Messenger RNA from Knipowitschia caucasica, 1896 nucleotides. The record is from the annotation of a GenBank genome assembly. NCBI's taxonomy places the organism in Eukaryota, Metazoa, Chordata, Actinopteri, Gobiiformes, Gobiidae.
AUGGAUAGUGUUGAAUAUGUGAGAUUGACACAAACGGCCAAGUUGGAGCUCGCUGAUGUUUGGCACGCCUCGGUGUUUACCCUGAGCUGCGUGCUGCUGGUCAGCUGGUAUCACGGUGAGACGCAGAGCGGAGCGCAGAACACUUUUCCUCCAGCUGAACAGAGCUACCUGACUACUUCAAAACUACGAAGAUUAAACCGAGACACCUCUGUCAACACCUAUAUCGCAACAAUGGAUAACAGUCCUGGAGGAGGAGUGAUCCUGUAUGCUGGUUCCACCGGUAGUUUGAGCCCCAGUCCAGGCAGUCCGUCUAGUGGAUACCAAAGCCAAUCCCCCUCAUCACACUCCCAGCCAUCGUCUCCUGAGGAGGUCACUUUCACAGAGAUUGGGGCUCUGAAGCGGAGGUCAGGGUCCACUUCCAAGUUCGUUUUCCAGUUCCCGGAUGUGUGCAGUGUCUCCCAAGCAGCUGCACCAGUAACUUCUCACUACACGUAUGCACAUGCCAUUGCUGCAAAGAGGCCAUGUGGAUUUCAAGGCACAUUUACAAAGACAGGAGAAAUGGUGCUUCUCUGCAGAGUCUGCGGGGACAUUGCUUCUGGUUUUCACUAUGGUGUACAUGCAUGCGAGGGUUGCAAGGGAUUCUUUCGUCGCAGUAUCCAGCAGAACAUCAACUACAAGAUGUGCGUGAAAAAUGAACAUUGUCAAAUCAUGCGGAUGAACAGGAAUCGCUGCCAACACUGCCGUUUCAAGAAAUGCAUCUCUGUUGGCAUGUCUAGAGAUGCUGUCCGCUUUGGCCGCAUCCCCAAAAGAGAGAAGCAACGACUUCUAGAUGAAAUGCAAAGCUACAUGAACAGCCUCAAUGAGUCAGCUGCCAUGAACAUGGAAUCACCCUUGAAAGAGAUUUCCCACACACAGACAGAUGAAGGUAAUUCUCAAGAGGAUAUUGGAGCCAUUUCAAAAGCCUACCACGAUGUCUUCACCACCAGUAACAAUAACUGCCAAGAAAGAGCAACUAAAAGUGCAAACAUCUCCAACAACAAUAAUUGUCCUUCUUUGGAGGGUGGCUUUCUCCAAGCUCCCACCACUCCGAGCUAUCAGUCCUGUCCUACAGCAUGUCCCAGUCUACGCCCCAUUUUUCAUAAUGACAACUUGUCAUCAUUCCACAACAGUGUGGACAGAAGCUGCACAUAUGCACUACAGAUGAAUCAGAACCACCACCAGAAUAAUCAGAACUGUCUCUCCAAUCAAAAAAAAGCGAACCUCACGUCCUGCCCAUGGAAAUUAGCACCAGGAGCUAAAGUAUUGGCCUGUCCUCUAAAUACAUGCCCUGUAUCAGGGGCUAACUGCUCUAGUCAAGAAAUUUGGGAAUCCUUCUCAAAUUGUUUCACUCCAGCAGUGAAAGAAGUUGUCGAGUUUGCCAAAGGAAUCCCAGGAUUUCAAGACCUCAGCCAGCAUGACCAGGUCAUGUUGCUCAAAUCUGGCACGUUCCAGGUGCUGAUGGUACGCUUUUGCAGCUUGUUCAAUGCUGAAAAGCGUACAGUGACUUUCCUAAAUGGACAAACUUACCCCUUGUCUAUCCUCCGGGGUCUUGGCAUGGGCUCAUUACUGGAUGCCAUGUUUGAAUUUAGUGAGAAGUUGGGUUCUUUGGGCUUAGAGCCCGAUGAAAUGGCUCUCUUCAUGGCCGUGGUGCUGGUCUCUGCAGACCUCUCGGGGAUCUCUGACAUGCAGGCCGUGGAGCAGCUGCAGGAGGGUCUGAUCCGAGCUCUGCGCUCACUAAUCACUCGCCGCCGUCCAGAUGACUCUGGCCUCUUUUCCAAACUUCUUCUUCGUCUCCCCGACCUGCGCACACUCAACAACCUACACUCUGACAAGUUGCUGGCUUUCUGUAUUGAUUAA